Molecule: messenger RNA, 789 nt
Organism: Entrophospora candida
Lineage: Eukaryota; Fungi; Glomeromycota; Glomeromycetes; Entrophosporales; Entrophosporaceae
Source: the annotation of a GenBank genome assembly
AUGGCGAGCAAAGAACUUAAAAGUAAUCACAAAUAUUUAAAGACUAGACAUAGUAUUGGAAUGCAAGUAAUGGAUCAUAUUGCAGAUUUGAAAAAUUUGACGUGGUUUAAGGAUGCCAGCUUUCCUGGUGAAUUUGCAAAAACAGUCAUAUAUGCUGAACCUAAAUCAUCAAAAUUAAUAAAUAAUAAUAAAUUAAAGAAGAGUAGUAAGGGUGGUGAUGAUGGUGGUGAUCUGAAACAACAAAAUACAGAUCAAAAACUAAAAAAUGAUGAAACAAAAUCUAGUACAGAAAAAUCAAUAUCACCUACUACUAUUGCAUCAGUUGGUAUAGAAAAUUCACCAAAAUCAUCGUCAUCAUUAGAUCAAAGUAAUAGUAACUAUAUUCCAAUUGAAAUUGUUUUAUUUAAACCUCUAUUAUUGAUGAAUAUUUCUGGCAAAUGUAUAGCAAAAGCAGUAAAGCAUUUUGGAAUGUCACCAUCAAAUAUAAUAGUAAUUCAUGAUGAUAUGGAACGUGAACUUGGGAAAAUUAGUUUAAAAUUGGGUGGAAUGGACAUAAUGGAAUUAAAUCAGUCAUUCGAUGUCUUCAGACUGAGAUUAAGAGUAGGUAUAGGCAGACCUAAAACAUAUGAUGAUGACAGAGAUCCAGAAAAUGUACAAAAAUAUGUUCUGGGAUGUUUGACACUUGAAGAAACAAAAAUUUUUAAAAAUGAAAUAUUUUCAAAAUGUCAUGAUACAUUAAUUGAAUGUAGUAUGGAUGAUAAUAUAAUAAAAAGGAAUUUGAAUAGAUAA